Mugil cephalus (flathead mullet) is the source of this 4604-nucleotide messenger RNA. Its product is annotated as leucine-rich repeat, immunoglobulin-like domain and transmembrane domain-containing protein 1. The transcript is spliced from 2 exons. Lineage: Eukaryota; Metazoa; Chordata; Actinopteri; Mugiliformes; Mugilidae. The record is from RefSeq and is a predicted model, not a curated record. Bases 541 to 1776 code for a protein of 411 amino acids. Gene Ontology annotation, molecular function: protein binding.
CAGAUAAAAACACCAACCCAGCUGGUCAGUAUGCGUGUGUGCGUGUGUGUGUGGAUAAACUUUAUUAACACCUUCGGACAGACACACAAGCAUGGGGCUCUGCCUCCACGCUCCGCUCGGAGAAAGUCACUCCCUCAGAUCCGGAGGAGGAGAGCUUCAGCCGGGGCCACUUGAUGGGAUGCAGAGAGGAGAGAGGCGCUUCUGCCCCCGCUGCUGUGCGUGAUGUUUGAAUCCUCCUUCGGAGUUUCAAAGCGACAGGGCUGCACAGACAUGGUGCCCGCAGCCAAACACUGGACUCCUGAUCCCCAGUGAUCCGUGUCACCAUGCCAACUCCUACGGUCCUCACAGCAACCAGGAGUCCUCAGAGAAGUCGCUAGGUUUACAAGCAUAUUUGCAUCACUGCUAGCCUCCAUAAAGUGGAUCCUCCACCCCCCGACAGAAGGAUCUGGAGGCAGGUAGGGUGGAGGAAGACGCAGAGGAGACCACUGCAGAGAUAUGGAGUGGUAAAAUCACAUUUGCUCUGUCCUUCCUGCUCCAGAGAUGGCUUUUUGGUGGACUCUCCUGCUGUUUUUCACAUUGCUGCUGGUGCAGACGGGACUUGUUGUUGGAUGUGUUUGUCCAGCAGCCACCAUUUUGACCCAGUUUCCCUCUGAGGUUCCUGCUGAUGUCUGCUGCUUGAACUAUUCUGGCUCUGCUUUCAGCCAUGUGAGCUGGUCUGUGUUUACCAAUAAGACAAACAUAGAGACACUGGAUCUCUCCAACUGUAAUAUCAGCUCUGUUGACACUAAUGGCAAAGAGAGCUCUGCGCUACGGAAGGUCUACUUAGGUCAUAAUAGACUAACAGCGUUGCCAAGAGGGUUUCUGUCAAACCAGGCCAGCCUGAUGGAAGUGGAUCUGAGCGCUAACCUUCUUCAGGAGCUUCCUCUGGGCUUCCUCCAGGACUCUGAUAACCUCCAGAAGCUGCAUCUGCAAGGGAACCAGCUACGCUCCCUCCCUAACGCUAUACUUCAGAAGCCCAGUCUUCAAAAGUUGGAGCUGGAUGGGAACUACUGGGACUGCUCCUGUUUGUUACUGGAAGGCCUGGAGGCCGUCAUGCAAACUAACAGGACCACCAGAGCAUUGGAUGUGGUGGGGAACAUGACCUGCUUCUCUCCCCCGCACGUGGCGGGAUCGACGGUGUUGUCGCUGAAGCUAAAGGACGUGUGUCGCCCCGCUGGUCUCACAGCACUCUUCAUCGUGCUACCUCUCAUCAUCCUCAUCACCUUGCUCCUCUGCUGGUGCUGCGGGAGGAAGAGGAAGAAGAAGGAAGCCCCCGUGUUCAGCAGCUCCAAAAAGAGGGCCUCCAGCUCCAGCUGCAACGGCCAGAAAUACCGCGCCAAGCAGCAGCCGUCGGCCGCUGAGCUCCAGGGCAACGCAGCAGCCGGCGACAAAGAAGUCAUCCUGAAGAACCAGCUGCUGCUGCGCCCGGCGUCCUCCCUCCUGGGCAGCUCCAGGGACAUCUAUGAAGAGGUGGAGAUCAAGCUGGGCUCGGUGGAGUCGCUUCCUCGAGACGCCUCGCGCUCUCCCAGCUUCACGGGCGGGAGGCAAGGAUCCCAGGAGCCCGACGGGGCCAGCAAGACGGAGCUGGACGUCGUCAGUGUGACUGAGGUGAUGAAAGACUCCGCUGACAGGGAGAAGGCUUACCUGGCUCAGUCCACCGAGUACUACAGCCUGGUGCCGGGCAUCGAGCUGGAAGACUCGGACCACGGCGAGUACGAGAACGUUGACCUCUCGUGACACGUCUUAAAGGAAAAGUUAAAGAUUUUGGAAAAUAGGCUUUUGUUUUCUUGGUGGGAUUUGAAUCCAUUAAAACUAAAACUAAAUGUUUUGCUGAAAUCAGAAGCACCCACUGAUCAGCUCUUUAAUUUAGUUUUCAUUAUGUUUUAUUUUACUGUUACGGUGAUUGUUGCUUAAUAUUUAGAUGCUGUUUACUGUUAGAUAGCAAUUCAUUGCACCAGUUUCUGGUCAGGCAAGUUUCUAAUGGGUUAUACCCACAACUGAAGAAGCUACUCCAGUCCAGUUCACUCUUUUUGGAUAUACUGUUAAAAGGAGCCAGUGUGGUGUUAGCCUAGCUUAGCAUAACAUCUAGCAGUAGUGGAAACAGUCAACUCGGCUCAGCCUUAAAUUUUAUAAAAGCUCACUGAAUGGCUAUUUUGUGUUUAACCCACACAAAACAAAAAGGUUUUAAAACAUUUAUUUAUGCAUCCUCAUUAAACAAAACCUUGAUUGAAUGAGCUAACUGCUAAUGCUAAAGCGCUAGCACUGGUCUCAAAUGAUCAAAAUGCUGGUUUACAGUGAUAAAUGACAGAAACGGUGAUGUGUGUUAAGAAUAAAGGGGGGUUAAAGUUUGCCUAAACGUCCCCAAAACAGAAAUAUUUCUUCUGAUUCACCUUCGACCAUUUGGACCGAGGAACACGUUUCCUGGCAUAGAUACAUCACAGCUCAAUGUGAUUCAGUGGUAGCUUAUCUAUCUUGUGUAAAUUAUGUAUUAAUCUGUGAUGACUGUCUAUGUGUGUAUCUAAACUACACGAUUUAGCCCUGCCUUUCGAGGUAGGUAGGUAGGUUUAUAACCUUGGAGCGAGCCAGCUGUUUCCCCUCCUUCCUGCCUUUAUGCUAAACUAAGCCAAUCUCCUCUUGGCUCCAGCUCCAUGACUAACGCACAGAUAAGAUUUAAGCUUUUGUGCCCAUUUAUUUCCCAACUAGAAAACAAAUAAGUGUAUUUUCCAAAGCUUGUCGUUCCCAAUGGUCUAAAGAGAGACUGUGUGAUGCAGAGAGAGUGAUCUAUGGUCCUUGUGGUCUGACCUCAGCUGUAUCACAAUGUAAGAGGAAGUGAUUUUCCUGUGGGACCUGAGAAAUGCAGUGACGGUUUGAAAAGGGAGGCUCAGUUUUUACUCCCAGGAAAAAAAAAAAAGAAAAAGGCUGUUUUGCAGUCACAAAGACAUUUAAGUCAUUAAAUGAUCAACUCUUUGCAAAAUGUACAAGACCACAAACAACAGGGUAUAUAUUUAAUCACUCUGCUCACUUACUGGAAGUAAAGCAGGCUUUUGUGUAUACCUUUAUUUACCUCACCCAUCUGCGAUCAUUAUACGCAUUCCAGUUUGACUCGCUACUAAUUUUGCAUAAGAGAUGUAUCCUGAAAUUCUUUCACCAUAAGCUGUACAACCAGAAAUACUAUAUAGUGUAGGUGCUAAAUAAUAACUAAUCCCGUCUCCGGGCUCACAGUUAAUUCCAGAUGAGCUGUGGAAUGUAAAGCGCAUGUGAGAUGUCGAAAUGUACAUGUCAUUCGGAUGUUUGGGAGGGAUGAAAGGGAGGUUGGUUCCUCUUGUUUUGAGUCGCUCACACUGAAAUGUGCAGCCAGGUUGUAAAAUUGCCAAGGCGGACGAGUCUAAAUGCUGGUUUAAGAUUAACAUCUCUGUAGUGCGGGUUCAAUAAACUUCGAGAGGACACGUGAACGUAGGCGUCAUUGUGUAGGUGCGUAAGGACAUAAGAUGUUAUCUAAGAUGUGGAAAGUAGACAGAUGUCUCACCCUCACACUUUCCGGCUCUGAAAGGUGAUUGGUUUGUGUGCAGCCAUGGGGAGAGAGAGCGAGCGAGGGUGUGGAGCUUCCAUGAAUUGAAUUAACUGAGGUGUAUUUUCCAGACGCAGCUCAUUUCAUUGACAUGGUCAGGACUACUGCUGUCCAACAGUGUCUUCGGUCAAGAGACAGACAAAGCAGGGAGGAGGGAGUCGCAUUUUGUAAUUUUGUACAACUUUCGCACAGAUACAUGUAUUGUUAACAAGUCUGCAUAUCCUGUGUGUUUGUAUUUACGUUUGUUUUUGUUGGUUUUAGCAGCUGUUUUGUUACUUAUCUUAUUUCCUGCUGAAGUGUAUAUGUUUAGGUAAUUACUUUUGGCAAAAAUGACAACUCGCUGGCAGAUUUUAGUGGCUAAUAGGAGAAUAAUGCCAACAUUGUUCCUGAAAUAAAUGAAAACAUCGUCGACAUGUGACUUUUUAAUGUGUCCCUCCCUUGUAACCAUAAUCUUUAACCUCCAAACAAAUGCUUAGUUACGAGCUGAAUAGCCAGAAAUGCUAAAGAUUAAUGCUGUUUGUGUAGAGAGGCUACAACCAAACUGUACUAUACUGAGGAAAGUCUUUAUAAUAUUGUCAUGUAAGUCCACGUUCCAUUAUUUUAAAUAACUUUUAUUAUAGCAGACGGUUAAAACGUUAAACAUUGUGGAAAAUUUAGACUAUAAAAUCACCUUUUUAUUUUUAGAGUCAAUAUAUUUAAAUUAUAACAACAGGUUUACUAUGUCUCCUCAGUUCAUUCCUGGUUUCAAAGAAAAGUUUUGAAAAUUAAAAUAUUUCCUAAAAUGUAGAGAUCUGAAGGGAAACUGGGCCUUGAUUUGAAUACAUACCAAAAAUAAUGAAUAAUGCUUCAUAAAACAACACGGGGACAUUGAUGUCAUCUGUAAUAAAAGCACUGAUUUUCUUUUCUUAUUGUUAUUAUGUUUAAACUGUAAAAUGCACUACUUUGAUUGUAUGCGAUUUUAACACUGUUUAGAGAAAAUAAAUGCAUUUUUUAAGAA